GCUUGUACAUUUAGCCGCCACACUAACCUUCACAGCAGAGCUGUGAUUGGGUGCAGCAGUGUCCAUACAUCUAUAUAUAGUACUCCCUAUAGAAUCAAUCCUAUGAACAACAUAAUAGAAUAUUCUCUCUACAAUCAAAAAAUGAAUCGUUACCUGAUCACUCUAUUUGCUCUAUCGAUCGUUACAGCAGUUAACGGCCGUGAUCUGCUAGAUGAUUUUAUCCGGUUGCCGUCGGAGAAAGUUGGCUCGUCCGAUGAUGACUCCGUUGGUACCCGAUGGGCUGUCUUGAUUGCCGGGUCUAACGGUUACUGGAACUAUAGGCAUCAGGCAGAUGUAUGUCACGCAUAUCAAAUCUUGAAAUCUGGUGGUGUUAAGGAGGAAAAUAUCGUAGUAUUUAUGUACGAUGACAUCGCGUAUAACUGGAUGAAUCCGAGGCAAGGAGUUAUUAUUAACAGUCCAGAUGGUGAUGAUGUGUAUCAUGGAGUGCCAAAGGAUUACACUGGGAAUGAGGUUAAUGUUGACAACUUUUUCGCUGUUUUGCUUGGAGACAAAACCAAAGUCAAAGGUGGGAGCGGGAAGGUUGUGGAUAGCGGUCCAAAUGAUCGAAUCUUCGUUUACUACACGGAUCAUGGUGGUCCUGGUGUGCUUGGGAUGCCAACAUAUCCUUAUCUGUAUGCAAAUGAUCUUAAUGAGGUCUUGAAACAAAAGCAUGCUUCUGGAACAUACAAAAGCUUGGUAUUUUACCUUGAAGCUUGUGAGGCUGGAAGCAUAUUUGAGGGUCUACUUCCUGAAGGAUUAAAUAUCUAUGCAACCACAGCCUCUGGCCCAGAUGAGAGCAGCUGGGGUACUUAUUGCCCCGGGGAGUAUCCUAGCCCGCCACUUGAGUACGACACAUGUUUGGGUGACUUGUACAGUGUUGCUUGGAUGGAAGAUUGCGAUGUACACAACCUGCGAACAGAAACCAUCAAGCAGCAGUACAAACUGGUUAAGGAAAGAACCUCGAAUGAAAACUCUUAUUACGGAUCUCAUGUGAUGCAAUAUGGAGACCUGCCGCUAAACAAAGAUAAUCUUUACACAUAUAUGGGUACGAACCCUGCAAACGAAAACUUCACUUUUAUUGAAGAAAACUCCCUAUCAUCACCAUCACCGAAAGCUGUUAACCAGCGUGACGCUGAUCUUCUACAUUUCUGGCAUAAGUACCAAAAGGCUCCAGAAGGUUCAGAUAAGAAAACUGAAGCUCAAAAGGCGUUUGUUGAAGCCAUGUCCCAUAGAAUGCACUUAGACAGCAGCAUCAAACUCAUCGGCAAGCUUUUGUUCGGAUUCGAGAAGGGUCCCGUGGUGCUAAACACCGUUCGAUCUGCCGGGAAACCUGUAGUUGAUGACUGGACCUGCCUUAAAACAUUUGUGAGGACAUUUGAGACCCAUUGUGGAUCCUUAUCGCAAUACGGCAUGAAACACAUGCGGUCCAUUGCUAACUUGUGCAACUCUGGAGUCACAAACGAGCAGAUGGCUGAUGCAUCAUCACAAGCAUGCACCACAUUCCCCUCAAACCCAUGGAGUUCACUUAGCAACGGUUUCACAGCAUAAGGAUCUUCAUUCAUCAAAGAUCGUGGGCCCAUAAUUUGUCAAACUAUCGUAUCUUCGUGGUUUCCGAACCAGUCUUUCAGCAAUAUAGCAGCAUCAUUGUAUAUAAAGCCUGAAGCUUCUCCUCAUAGUAUUUAGGUCCAUGAAACUUAUUAUAUAUAUGUAUAUCACUAUAUCGUCUGCAUGUAAUGCUAUAAUCAAUGAUAUAUGCAAAUCAUAUACCCGCGUUUGUAUAUUAGAUAUCAAGUGCACUAUGUAUCACAGUUAAAAAAAUACGUACAACUGUUUAUGUUA
Messenger RNA from Helianthus annuus (common sunflower), 1878 nucleotides. RefSeq names its product vacuolar-processing enzyme. The coding region runs from base 103 to 1587 and encodes 494 amino acids. Gene Ontology annotation, biological process: vacuolar protein processing. The record is from RefSeq and is a predicted model, not a curated record. Lineage: Eukaryota; Viridiplantae; Streptophyta; Magnoliopsida; Asterales; Asteraceae. The transcript is spliced from 9 exons. Gene Ontology annotation, molecular function: cysteine-type endopeptidase activity.